AUGGCCACCCAGUUUGCCGUACUCAAAUUAGAUGUCACCAAAGCGGCGGGCUUGAAUGAAAAGGCUCAUGUCGCAGCCACAGUCCAUCUCCCACCGCCAGAGAAGCUUGUCCCCGUUCCCAUCGUCUGCUUUGCUAAGCCAGGCGGGGGGUACAACCGUAGCUACUUCACUACUGACUUGCCGGGCCCAGCGGCCGGUAUAGGGUCUGAAGCAGAGUGGCACGCUGAGCGAGGCUGGAUCUUCGUUUCUCUUGAUCAUCUGGGAGUGGGAGAGAGCAGCUGGCACGAUGCCGGUAAACUCGACUAUGUCGUCAUGGCUGCAGCAAGUCACGACGCUGAGCGACAGAUAUUACGGCGAUUAGCAGAAGGGACCAUUCUACCGAAUUAUGCCAAGAUCCAGCACGCGGUGAAAAUUGGCAUUGGCCAAUCUCUUGGUGGCUGUUUGACCAUCGUUCAACAAGGCCGAUAUCAUUGCUAUGAUGGCAUAGGGGUACUCGGAUAUAGUGCAGUCCACAAUCAUCCUCCGGUAAAACCUGGCGAACGACCAAUAGUGUACCGCUGGCUAUCGAGAGACGGGUCACCGAGCCACCCGUCCCCAAUUCUCAACGAGCAGCAAUUCCAAGAAUAUACCAAGAUCCCGAGAAAUCCGGCCGCAGGUUCGCCGAUGGCAUGGGUCUUUCAUUACGACGAUGUCGAUCCCGCCCUGGCAGCCGCGGAUCUUGCACGUUUUAAUCGCCGCCGCCCGACGGACUCGAUUAUUCGAGCAGAAAAGGGUGAUCCACCUUGGGCGUCGCUUACCAUCCCGAUCCCGGCAGCAUCAACCAGCACCACGCCUGGGACCGUUGCUUCUGAAGCCGCUGCUGUCCUCUGUCCGGUAUUGGUUGCCAUGGGCGAACGUGACGUGGUCCCCGAUCCAAGGGGAGAGCCACGGGCGUACAUAUCCUCCUUUUCUGUGGAUCUGUUCAUAUGCUCGCGGAUGGGUCAUAUGCAUAAUUUCGCGGGCACUCGGGAGCUCUUGUGGCGGAGACUCGAUAUCUGGUCGUGUUGGCUUCGAGAGAUAAAAGCCUCUACCGUGGUUCGGCACGGGCCCAGUAAUGUUUGA
This is a messenger RNA of Cladophialophora immunda, 1101 nucleotides long. RefSeq lists its product as uncharacterized. NCBI's taxonomy places the organism in Eukaryota, Fungi, Ascomycota, Eurotiomycetes, Chaetothyriales, Herpotrichiellaceae. The transcript has a single exon. The coding region runs from base 1 to 1101 and encodes 366 amino acids. The record is from RefSeq and is a predicted model, not a curated record.